AUGGACGAGACACGUAUAGAUGCAGCGCCAACUCCAGCACAUAUCUUUGCAUAUCGUGCCUUUCGCGGAGUUUUCUACCAGUCGCCAGAUUCGUCCCCAGUCAGGCGUACAGAAGACCGCAUUAACCUGGAGAGCAAGAAAGAGAAUGGUCCGAUCCCACCUACUCGAACGUCUCGAUUUGCGACUUCUCCUGUGAACACUAAGCGCAAAGGAGUUGAGACAGAUUUAGCAUCUCUCAAUAUCAGUCUCACACCCAAGAAACAGAAGACCAUUCCAGUGUCUCCUAGCAAGAGCAUAUUGAAAAAAGCGAAUGUGCCUACACCACGGAAAUUGGGACUCAGGGACGUCACUGUGACCUUUAAGGAUGCAAGAGCGAGCAUUAGUCCCGAACUCGCCAGACGAGGUUCACCACAAAGAGUGCGUUCGCAGCCACAAAACAAUAGUGAUGUGUUUCGAAGCCUAGUAUCGAAGAAUGCCUACCCUACAGGUGCCUCCAUAGAAGCCGCAAUAACCACGAUGCCACGCAAAUCGGUCCCCGACUUUGACCUUGGCGCAUACAAGGCACAGACUGAGAAGGAAAUUAGGAGGUUGAUGAAGUAUGGGCAAAAAUGGAAAGAGCAAGCUAAGCGGUACGAAACUGAGAACUUGAAUCUACAAACCUUGCUGGCAGAUGCUCGCAAGCAGAAUGAGAGGCUCAAUAAUAGACUAUUGCAAUCUCAGCAGCUUGGGGCUGUUCGGUCCCCAUCCUUGCGUGAUCAGGUCAAGCGCAAAGCCUCGCUACAAGAGAAAACGAAGGAGCUGUAUACCAUUGAGCCACAUUUAUGGCGCUCCUUCGAGUCCGAGACUACGCAAGCCUUGGAGAAGAGAACUGCUCGAGCUUAUGCAACAAAUGGUUACAAAGUAGAUAGCAAUGUACAAAAGACCAGCGACCCGACGUCACGAACUGCAGAGCAAGAUGUAUAUGGAAGACCUCACCAACAGCAUCACAAUUCUCAACCGUCAUACACGACCACUGCUGGAGCUCCACGGUCGGAAGCACUCAAGCAUAGGACAAGUACUCCCUCAGAGAACAGGUCGGCGUCAAGAUCAGAUUCUGACCUUUCGGCUAUGGAAAGAGCUCAAUCAACAUCAAGGGCCAAAGAUGUGGAUGUCCAGACGCCAAGAACGAAUUCCAGAGCAUUGAUGUCGUUGACCGCAAACACCCACCACCGGGACGAACUCUGGAAAACUCACGAACUUUCGCAAACCCGAGCAGUGAGCAAUCCCGAUCCUGGCAAGGCAGAAAGACUGGCGGCCGCUCGUUUGCGACUACAACAUAGGCGGCAGGCGCGAGGCACAAGUAUCAGCCUUAGUCCUACAGGGACGGGUGGUUCAAUCAGUACUCAGGCUGCUCUGGCAACAAAGGACUUGUCCAGCAUUACUGAAAGAGACAAUACUCAGGUGGAUUGGGUGGGUGUGUAA
This is a messenger RNA of Lithohypha guttulata, 1461 nucleotides long. RefSeq lists its product as uncharacterized. The record is from RefSeq and is a predicted model, not a curated record. The transcript has a single exon. NCBI's taxonomy places the organism in Eukaryota, Fungi, Ascomycota, Eurotiomycetes, Chaetothyriales, Trichomeriaceae. Bases 1 to 1461 code for a protein of 486 amino acids.